Messenger RNA from Penicillium canescens, 240 nucleotides. RefSeq names its product DUF5310 domain-containing protein. The transcript is spliced from 3 exons. The record is from RefSeq and is a predicted model, not a curated record. Gene Ontology annotation, biological process: outer mitochondrial membrane organization. The coding region runs from base 1 to 240 and encodes 79 amino acids. Lineage: Eukaryota; Fungi; Ascomycota; Eurotiomycetes; Eurotiales; Aspergillaceae.
AUGGCUUCUGGACCUCCCGCUCUUCUCCUUUUUGGAACCUCCGACUCUACCCCAGAUCUUGUCUACGUCUCAAUGGCUAAUCUCCCUAACUUGCGACGUCUCUUUGUUGAGGCCAGAACAGAGGCCGAGGAGAACGAGUACUCGCGGACAGCUUUUUACAAUCUCGUCCUCUUCAUUUCUUCUGUCGCUGUCUUCAGUCUAGUAGCACAGCGCAUGAGCGGACCAAAGGCCGGACGUUGA